AUGCGGGUUUCCCCUCCACACCAUUCACAGCACAAAUUCGCCCCUCUCCAUUCAACCCCCCAGAUCACCCAGGCGCACUUCAUUCCAACCCUACUCGCUCACAGCACCGCAGCUAUGGGGGGCGGCGCGGAGGCGAGCGAGCAGGCGCGCGGGCAGCAGCGACCCACGAUAUCGAUCGCGGUGCUGGGUUCCAUCAUCGACAACACGCAGUCGCUCGAACGCGCCACCGCCGUAGCGGGGCAAAUCGCGCGCGCCGCCGUCAUUUUCAAGGUGCACGAGAUUGUCGUGUACGACGACUGGGACGCGGAGGGCGACUCGAGCGCGCCGCGCGGGUGGCGCGGGGAGCGCUUCUCGGGGUCCGCGGGGUCGUUCCUUGCGCGCGUGCUCCAGUACCUCGACACCCCGCAGUACCUCCGCCGCGCGCUCAUCCCGCUCACGCCCGACCUGCGCCUCGCGGGGCUGCUUCCGCCGCUGGACGCGCCGCACCACGCGCGCAUGCACGAGUGGCCGGAGUUCCGCGAGGGCGUGGUGGUGGCGGAGGGGGAGGGGGAAGAGGCGCGCACAGUGGGUAGCUGCGCCGUGGAUGUGGGGCUGCAGCAGAGGGUGCGUGUGCGAGGAAGCUUCUCGGAAGGCACGCGAUUGACAGUGGCCAUGGGGCCAGCAGCGGAGCGAGAGAAGGUGUUUCAACCAGGAGUGCUGCUGACGCCAGUGGCCCCGCAUGUGCCGUGGGGAGAGAGGGGGCAGUACUGGGGGUACACUGUGCGCCUUGCCAGGGGCGUCUCUGGCGCCCUCUCCGCCUGCCCCUUCUCCCCCGCGCCUGCCUCCGCGGAGGGGGGAGCAGGGGGUGCGGGGGACGGGGGAAAAGGGGCGGGGGAGGGGCGCAGCUCUGAUGCUGCUGUGGUGGGGGGAAGUGGGGGUGCGGGGGAGGGGGAUGGGGCGGAGGGAGGGGAGGGGAGGGAGGGCGGGGGAGACGGAGGGGAGGAGGGUGAGGAGGGGCGGGGGAAGAAGAGGAGGCGGCGAGGGGGGAGGAAGAGAGGGGCGAAGCGGGGGUUGUAUGGGGAGGGGGGUGGGGGUGAGGGUGGGCAGGGAGGGGGGAAGGGGGAGCGGAAAGGGGAGGAGCAGGGGGGGGAGGCGCGGGAGGAGGGGGGCAGGCACCUGUUCAUGUCUACCUACCACCUCUCUCCUUCCUUCCCUCUCUCCCCUGCUCACAGGCACUUGUUGGUGGUGGUUGGGGGCAUGGCGGGGUUGGAGGAGGCGUGUGUGCAUUUAUUGGUGGUGUUUGGGGGCGUGGCGGGGUUGGAGGAGGCGUGUGAGGGCGACGAGGGGCUGGAGGCGGACAGCAGGGACCCCAGGCAGCUGUGCCAGCUGUACCUCAACACGUGCCCCUUCCAGGGCUCGCGCACCAUCCGCACUGAGGGUGGGUGGAAUGGUGCAGUGUGGGGAAUGGAUGGGGGAGUGGAGGAGGGUUGGGGUGUGAGACUUGUUGCUGUGCUGACGGCUCUCCCUGUCUGCAUGCACGAUGCCCCUUCCCUACCAUGCCAUGCCUCUCCCCCGUUCCCCCCCGUAUGCAUGCAGGAGGCGGUGCUCAUCUCACUGGCAUACAUCUCAGCACUCGUGCCGUGA
Molecule: messenger RNA, 1623 nt
Organism: Closterium sp. Naga37s-1
Lineage: Eukaryota; Viridiplantae; Streptophyta; Zygnematophyceae; Desmidiales; Closteriaceae
Source: the annotation of a GenBank genome assembly